AUAUAUCCAUUGCGACACACACAUCUCAGCGUGCGAGUGUGUGUGAGAGAAACCCCGAAUUUCACAGAGAAGAGCGCCACCACUCCUCCAUAGCCACUGCCAUAGCCAUAGCCCAUAGGCCGUAGCGCUCUCUCUCUCUCUCUCUCUCCCUCUCACUCUCUUUUCCAUCAUUUCUAUCAGAUAAACCCUAAUUCUCUCUUCCUGCAGCCUGCGAAUCAGUCAUGGAUUCCGAGUCAACUCAGUACCAACAAGCCCAGCUGGCGGCCAUACUGGGAGCCGACCCGGCACCAUUCGAAACCCUAAUCUCCCACCUCAUGUCAACCUCCAACGAGCAAAGAUCCCAAGCUGAGUCAAUCUUCAACCUCAUCAAGCAGAACGAUCCUAACUCACUUGCUCUCAAACUCGCCAAUCUUCUCACUUCCUCUCCACACAUCGAGCCCCGUGCUAUGUCCGCUAUCCUCCUUCGUAAACUGCUAACUCGUGACGACUCCUUCAUCUGGCCCAAACUCACCGAGUCUACUCGGUCCGGUAUUAAGUCUGUCCUCCUCACAUGUAUCCAGCGCGAAGAAUCCAAAUCGAUUAUCAAGAAAUUGUGCGACACCGUUUCCGAGCUCGCUUCGUCCAUCCUGCCGGAAAAUCAAUGGCCUGAAAUGCUGCCAUUCAUGUUUCAGUGUGUUACCAGCGAUUCACCAAAGUUACAGGAGUCUGCAUUUCUGAUAUUUGCUCAAUUAGCACAAUAUAUCGGUGAAAUUUUGGUUCCAUAUAUAAAGGAUUUGCAUUCGGUGUUCCUGCAGACACUGAAUAAUUCCCCGAAUCCGGAUGUGAGGAUUGCCGCAUUAAGUGCUGUCAUCAAUUUCAUACAGUGUUUAUCCAGCUCAAGCGAGAGGGAUAGGUUUCAGGAUCUGUUGCCUGCUAUGAUGAAAACGUUGACCGAGGCCUUGAACAGUGGUCAAGAGGCUACAGCACAAGAAGCAUUGGAGUUGUUGAUUGAAUUAGCAGGGACCGAGCCUAGGUUCUUGAGGAGACAGCUCGUGGAUGUCGUAGGGGCUAUGUUGCAGGUAGCUGAGGCGGAGAGCCUAGAGGAGGGGACAAGGCAUUUGGCAAUUGAAUUUGUGAUUACCUUGGCUGAGGCAAGGGAACGUGCUCCAGGAAUGAUGAGGAAAUUGCCGCAGUUUAUUAGUAGGUUGUUUGCUAUUUUGAUGAAGAUGUUAUUAGAUGUUGAGGAUGAAGCUGUUUGGCAUAGUGCUGAAGCUGAGCAUGAGGAUGCAGGGGAAACGAGUAACUAUAGUGUGGGGCAGGAGUGUUUGGAUAGGUUAGCUAUUGCAUUGGGCGGUAACACUAUUGUUCCUGUUGCUUCAGAACAGUUACCUUCUUACUUGGCUGCACCCGAGUGGCAGAAGCACCAUGCUGCUCUCAUUGCCCUUGCUCAGAUUGCUGAAGGUUGUUCUAAGGUGAUGAUUAAGAAUUUGGAGCAAGUGGUCAACAUGGUUCUCAAUUCUUUCCAGGAUCCUCAUCCUCGAGUGAGGUGGGCAGCUAUUAAUGCAAUUGGCCAGUUGUCAACUGACUUGGGUCCAGAUUUGCAAGUUCAGUAUCAUAACCGUGUAUUGCCAGCACUAGCGGCAGCUAUGGAUGAUUUCCAAAAUCCACGAGUACAGGCACAUGCUGCAUCAGCUGUCCUCAACUUCAGUGAGAACUGCACGCCAGAAAUUCUGACACCUUAUCUAGAUGGAAUAGUUAGCAAACUUCUUGUACUUCUGCAGAAUGGCAAUCAAAUGGUGCAAGAGGGAGCAUUAACUGCUUUGGCUUCCGUAGCUGAUUCAUCCCAGGAGCACUUCCAGAAGUACUAUGAUGCUGUAAUGCCGUAUUUGAAAACUAUCCUUGUAAAUGCAACUGAUAAAUCUAAUCGCAUGCUUCGAGCCAAAGCCAUGGAGUGCAUAAGUCUGGUAGGGAUGGCUGUAGGCAAAGAUAAAUUCAGAGAUGACGCAAAGCAGGUUAUGGAAGUGCUUAUGUCAUUGCAAGGAUCACAAAUGGAGACAGAUGACCCUACUACUAGUUACAUGCUACAGGCUUGGGCCAGACUUUGCAAGUGCUUGGGACAGGAUUUCCUUCCAUACAUGAGUGUAGUCAUGCCUCCUUUGCUUCAAUCUGCUCAACUAAAGCCUGAUGUGACCAUAUCAUCUGCAGAUUCAGACAAUGAACUUGAUGAUUCAGAUGACGAUAGCAUGGAGACCAUAACUCUUGGGGAUAAAAGGAUAGGCAUCAAAACAAGUGUCCUAGAGGAGAAGGCUACAGCUUGUAAUAUGCUAUGCUGCUAUGCUGAUGAGCUAAAGGAAGGUUUCUACCCGUGGAUUGACCAGGUCGCUCCUACAUUAGUUCCGCUUCUGAAAUUCUAUUUCCAUGAGGAAGUCAGGAAAGCUGCAGUUUCAGCUAUGCCGGAGCUGUUACGGUCUGCUAAACUGGCUGUAGAGAAAGGGAUUGCUCAGGGCCGAAAUGAGUCCUACGUCAAGCAGUUAGCCGACUACAUAGUCCCAGCUUUGGUGGAGGCUUUGCAUAAGGAGCCUGAUACCGAAAUAUGUGCAAGUAUGUUGGAUGCAUUGAAUGAGUGUCUACAGAUAUCUGGACCACUCUUGGAUGAAGGGCAGGUCCGAAGCAUUGUGGAUGAGAUAAAGCAGGUCAUCACAGCCAGUUCAAGUCGAAAGAGAGAACGGGCAGAGAGAGCAAAAGCUGAAGACUUUGAUGCUGAGGAGAGUGAAUUGCUCAGGGAGGAAAAUGAGCAAGAAGAAGAAGUAUUUGACCAAGUUGGUGAAAUAUUGGGUACACUGAUCAAAACAUUCAAGGCAGCUUUCUUGCCUUUCUUUGAUGAGCUCACAUCAUAUCUAAUGCCUAUGUGGGGCAAGGAUAAAACAGCUGAAGAACGGAGAAUAGCAAUUUGUAUCUUUGAUGAUGUUGCAGAGCAGUGCCAUGAAGCAGCUUUAAAGUAUUAUGACACAUAUCUUCCUUUCCUUUUGGAAGCAUGCAAUGAUGAGAGCCCGGAUGUCAGACAGGCUGCUGUAUAUGGACUUGGUGUAUGUGCAGAAUAUGGUGGCUCUGUUUUCAAGUCUUUAGUAGGAGAGGCUCUGUCAAGGCUCAAUGUUGUUUUAAGGCAUCCAAAUGCUCUACAUCCUGAGAAUGUAAUGGCAUAUGACAAUGCUGUUUCAGCAUUAGGGAAGAUAUGUAAUUUUCAUCGUGACAGUAUCGACUCGGCCCAGGUUAUUCCGGCUUGGUUGAAUUCCCUGCCGAUAAAAGGUGACCUGAUCGAAGCCAAGGUUGUUCACGACCAACUUUGUUCAAUGGUCGAAAGGUCAGACAGAGAGCUUCUGGGUGCCAACAACGAGUACCUCCCAAAAAUUGUUUCAGUUUUUGCUGAGGUUCUAUGUGCCGGUAAGGAUCUGGCGACAGAGCAGACUGGUAGUAGGAUGAUUACUCUGUUGAGGCAGCUUCAGCAAACACUACCACCAGCCACCCUGGCUUCAAUAUGGUCAUCCUUGCAGCCUCAACAGCAGGUAGCACUGCAAUCAAUGCUAUCGUCGUAAUGCUGUGGAAGCUAACAAGCUUUUCUCCAAUACGAUGAAGCUGCCGGACCUGUAGCUACGUGUGAAUCAAAUAUUUGAUACUCCAUUCUUUCUCAUUAAUGUCAUUCAUUUGGGCUUGAGUCUAUGUGCCGACUUGCUGUUGGUUUGGCAAAGUAUGCGAGCAAGGUCGGAAACCUUUAUAUUUUGUCUGUAGAAUGUGUAUAUUAAAAGUUUUGCGGUUGAGUCUUGCUUCAGUAAGGAUAGGAGCAUUAAUGAACAUGGUUUGCGAGAGGUUUUAUUGGUCAAAUGUGUAAGUUCAAGGGCUGUCAGGGAGACUGCACUUGUCACAGUUUUGGUUCAGUCAUCUUGUUUUCAUUAUACAUUUUGAUAUUAUGAAAGAGUACAUUAUAAAUGGUGAUUCAUUUGUUGCUUUGGUUGUGAUUA
Molecule: messenger RNA, 3995 nt
Organism: Nicotiana attenuata
Lineage: Eukaryota; Viridiplantae; Streptophyta; Magnoliopsida; Solanales; Solanaceae
Product: importin-5-like
Exons: 20
Coding region: 222-3572 (1116 amino acids)
Biological process (GO): protein import into nucleus
Cellular component (GO): nucleus; cytoplasm
Molecular function (GO): small GTPase binding; nuclear import signal receptor activity
Source: RefSeq, a predicted model, not a curated record